Molecule: messenger RNA, 2436 nt
Organism: Schistocerca americana (American grasshopper)
Lineage: Eukaryota; Metazoa; Arthropoda; Insecta; Orthoptera; Acrididae
Product: pinin-like
Exons: 3
Coding region: 600-1883 (427 amino acids)
Source: RefSeq, a predicted model, not a curated record
UCGUAGCAAGAGGAUCGGUGGUUGCUCUCCUCGUUUCCUUCUGUGCAUCGCAACAGUUAUGUUUCCUAGUCGAGGGGUAACAAUAAUUCUCCGCCAAGAGUGCGCUUUCCCGCCUCCGCAACAGAGCUUUACCUGUUAGAUUUUCUCGAUUAUACACGCACAAUAACUUUCCUCGCAGCGCACGACAGAAUACGAAGAGUAAGCAUUGAUUGUGCGCUACUUCGCGAGAGCAAUUUGACGUCGUUUCAUAUCGUUUACUGGCGUGCUACAAGUUAUAAAAGAGCUGUAAUCGUGUUGAUUUUGAGACAUGUACGUAUUGUUGAAAAGUUAGGGAAGUGAUUGAUUACUUCCUGGCGUUUGCAUCGACCGUCUGAUAUAAACAACCAGCUCUCUUGCGAAUACCGAUUGUUGGCUGCGAGUGUAGUGUUUGCUAUUGCGUCAAACCAUAUAUAGUUUAUGGCAGCUAUCGUGACUAUGAAAUCACAGCGAAUCGCUCCGGCGGUAGGAAGGGAUCUUCUGAAUCCAGCUUUGAGAAACUACCCCUUAAAGCGGAAUAUUUGGCACAUCUUGUUGUUUGUCACCCGAUUUGUGCAAUAGUGAUGGCGGCUAAAAAUGCUUUAGACAAAAGACGGUGCAACUCUUCAGAAGAUGAAACGCAGUACUCAUCUCGGGAUUACGGGGACAACAAUGAUGGGGAUAAUACUCUGCUGGCCGUGGACUCGCAUUCCGUCUCUUCCUCUUCUUCAGAGGAAUAUGGUGGCUAUGUCAAUAAUGGUCUGCAAUCGGACGAAGACAGUGAAACCGGGAACAUGGACGUCAGCCAAAUAGUGGAGACAGUUCUGAGACAGCCGGUUUCGCCCGCUCUCCGCAUAAGCGAAUCUUCCGACGUGCACGUGGGGCCCAGUCUUACCUACAAUGGGCCUGUUACCAUCAACGUUACCGUACAGCCGCAGUCGGAACAUCAGGCAACACCGCCACAGUCUGACCCUCAGCUAGAGUGUCAACUGGAGCUUCGGAAUCAGAUCCAACCUCAGCUUCAAACCGAACACCCGCCCGAGCAACAACCGAUCUCUCACGCUCAGAUCCAGUCUCAAACUCAGAUUCAACAUCCUCCACAGCAACAACCGCUUCAAACUCAGAACGAGAUUCGAGAACCUCCUCGGCAACAGCCACUGUCUCAGACGCUGGACGAACCUUUGCCACAUACGCAACAACCCCGUUUGCAACAACCACAGACCAUGGUGCAGAGGAAUCUCCAGAUGUAUGGACAAGUUUCCAGGUCAUUGAAGCCGGCCGGGUGUCAGCUGAUAGCGGAGGAGCUCACACGGAAGGAUCAGUGGAUUGAGCUGGAGGUCGGUGACGUCGGCGCUGACGUAGUGGAGACGUGCUGCGAGCAAAACGUGACUAUUGUUGUGCUGCUUGUCAUCGUCAUCAUGGUCUUCGCAAUCGGUUUGACCUUGGUGAUUGGGUACAGGAACAACGCGCACAAUGCGUCACCAAGCCCUGAUGUCAGGGUAACCGAAUCGAUGACAAAAGGUGUAUCCCUGAACUUGAAGGAAAAUACAGAAAACGAACAAGAGAUCAAGCCUGGUAGGUCCCAAGAGUCUGGACAAAAAGUGAAAAACAAGAAGGAUAAGCGCUGCAAGGAUACAAAGGAUUGCAGCAGUUUGCCCUCGAAAAACGAUGAAUUGCCUAAGCGUCCAUAUAAACCUCAAAAUUCCUCUGAGGAGCAAAUUUCAGGACCCUGUCAACAUACUCUAGGCACAAGCACUGACUCACUUCCUAGUCGUGCAAGUUUUGGGCACACCGAAAGAACAUCUAUCGCUGCAACAACUGUAUGCAGUUGUAUCCAGCCACGAAAUAAACGCUCUUCUGGAACAUGAUCUUUCAGAAGUUGCUGAAUGAGAUCAUACCGAAAAUCUUCUAGUGUGAAGAAAAACGAAAUCUAUGAAGAAAUACAUCAUGACUUAUACUUUCAUUUUCUUCUGUUUCAUCAUUGAAGGCGAGUUGGGUGAACCUUACUAAAUAAUUAGCAUGUAGUUUUUAAAUUAUUUGAUGAUAUUUAUUGGUUUUUAUUUAAUAAGUAAAUGAAGGAAAUCGUUAUCAGUCAUAACAUUUUGGUUAUUAAUGAUUCACAGAAACAUUAUAUGUAAAUGUAAAAGUAUAUGUGACCGAAAUCAUGCAUGUAGUAACCAAAUGAAAUUUAUGUUAUCACCUGAACCCUUCCAAUAUCUACUACAAUUAACUGUAUUUGAUCUAUUGACCUUUCAAAAGAAAUUUUAAUAACAGUUUGCCUACGCUUACAAUGUAUAUAAUACAAAACAAUAUUCCUACAUUACUAUUUACAUUUGAUUAAAAAUGUGCUGGGUGUUUAUUCAAAAUACUACAUAUAAAAAUGUUUAACGUGCAAAUAUUAUGUGCUCAAAUAUUAUACCA